AGGGUUAAAAGGGUCAUGUUAAAAUGGAUUGUGACUGUUUUUGGCAGUUAGAUGCGCCAAUCUAAACGUUAUAAGUGGACCUCAGUGAAAAAAUGAACUCUACACUUAUGAAUCCUCACUUGGUGUGAGAUUAUCACGGGCCCAGAGCAGCUCAAUAGUGACCUCCUCUGGUGGGUUUUCUGUAUUGCCGGAACGCGUUACGCUAACUGCGUGUCCUUCGUAAAAUACGCAAAUACACUAGCUAGCAGGCCCGCUGUCUUAGCUGUUAGCGCUCAAACACAGAGAAGAUGAACGCGCCGCCGGCCUUCGAGUCGUUUUUGUUGUUCGAGGGGGAGAAAAAGAUUACAAUAACCAAGGACACUAAGGUGCCAAAUGCCUGUUUGUUUACGUUAAACAAAGAAGACCACACGCUGGGGAACAUCAUCAGAUCACAGCUGCUGAAGGACCCUCAGGUGCUGUUUGCAGGGUACAAGGUGCCCCAUCCACUGGAGCACAAGGUUGUUAUUCGUGUGCAGACGACACCAGAUUACAGUCCUCAGGAAGCCUUUACAAAUGCCAUUACUGAUCUCAUCAGUGAGCUGUCACUGCUGGAGGAGAGGUUCAAGGUUGCCAUCAAAGACAGACAGGAAGGCAUCGAGUAAAGGCUGUAUCAAAAUGUGGAUGUCCAGUGAUAGCACCAACCUUAAAAUGAGCUUAUGACAGCUUCACAAGCUUGUUUGGACUGAAUCAGUUAUGAGUUGCAUAGUCCCUCCUGUAUAAGUUUACUUCUGCCGCAUUUCAGCAGCAUUCAUUCUCUUCAUCUUGCCCCACAUUUAAGUUUGAGACUGCUGAAACUGUCUCUGUGAAUUGCUGUAAGGUUUGAAUUUCGCUGUGUUAACAGCAUUUUGAUUAGGAAAUCUUUUGUACAGUAAUGUUACACAUUCAUUGCCAUAUUUCUUGUAAUUUUAUAAUAGCAACAGUAAAAUGUUCCUUUGUAACUUUGUGUUUGUCUUGAAUUAAGUAAUAAACGUUUUAUAUCUGAA
Molecule: messenger RNA, 1022 nt
Organism: Colossoma macropomum (tambaqui)
Lineage: Eukaryota; Metazoa; Chordata; Actinopteri; Characiformes; Serrasalmidae
Gene: polr2j
Product: RNA polymerase II subunit J
Exons: 4
Coding region: 288-641 (117 amino acids)
Biological process (GO): transcription by RNA polymerase II
Cellular component (GO): RNA polymerase II, core complex
Molecular function (GO): protein dimerization activity; DNA binding
Source: RefSeq, a predicted model, not a curated record